Molecule: messenger RNA, 7173 nt
Organism: Pecten maximus
Lineage: Eukaryota; Metazoa; Mollusca; Bivalvia; Pectinida; Pectinidae
Product: solute carrier family 52, riboflavin transporter, member 3-B-like
Exons: 3
Coding region: 231-1676 (481 amino acids)
Biological process (GO): riboflavin transport
Cellular component (GO): plasma membrane
Molecular function (GO): riboflavin transmembrane transporter activity
Source: RefSeq, a predicted model, not a curated record
UGUAAGACUUCUGUAUGCAUUGGAUAUUUUGCUGUCACGUCCGAGUUAAAUUAAGAUUUCAUAUGAAACCCAUGCACGUACACGUGCCUAAAUUUGCUACACUCCAAUAUUUGAGAUAUAGUGACAGUACAUGUACAGCUAGACGAUAGAGGGAGACUCCCGAGUUUGGAUCUGAAAUAUAGACAUAAAUUGUCAGUAUCUGAAGAAUCACAUCAUCAAAUCAGUUCAACAUGGGGAAAGGAAGGAACCUGUUCAACUGUGGUGAAAUCAAUAUUUUUGUAUACUUUGUUGUCGCCAUGUUUGGUGUUGGAUCCUGGGUAGCGGUGAAUGGAUUGUGGGUAGAACUACCGGUAAUGGUUCCCUACCUACCAGAGGGCUGGAAACUGCCAUCGUAUCUGACUGUGAUCAUCCAGCUAGCCAACGUUGGACCGAUUCUGGUGACAUUUGCUUAUACAUGUUCAAAAGAUUCCUUGAAUGAGAAGGCCAUCGUGUAUCUCAUCCUUACAGUUGGAGCAGUGGCUUGCCUUCUAUUAGCAUUUUUCUGGCGGGCUACUUCUUAUAUUGCAGGAGAGGAACACAGCACAGCUUUGUUAGUUUUACAAUUCUUCCUCGCCUGUGUGGACUGUACAUCCUCUGUAUUAUUUUUACCAUUCAUGUCACUGUUUCGAGUCGAGUAUAUGACAGGAUAUUUUAUCGGAGAAGGUCUAAGUGGAUUAAUUCCAAGUUUGGUUGCCCUUGGACAGGGAGUAGGCAAGAUGACAUGUCAAAACAUCUCAAUCGUAAACGAGACUACAAAUAUCUCUCACUAUGAAAUUCAACCAUUUUAUCAUGAACCUACAUUUCCAGUGGAGGAUUUCUUCUUUUUCCUAUUUGCAAUGAUGAUAAUGAGUGGAUCGGCCUUUACGCUACUGAAUUAUCUCCCUUACUGCAAGAAAGAACAUACAGUUGAAUAUGUGAUGGAGGACAACACGGAGUCCAGCAGCUUAGGUAGCAACAGUAAUAGUCAUUACGAACUCUCCAGUGAUCAGGGUACAUUUCAGGGUGAUUCGUACCAUGACCCAUCCACGGCAGGGCAUUCCAACUCGGAAUUAGUCCUGAGCAAUAAAAAGAGGCCCAGUCUUGCCAUAUGUACUGAUACCCAUUCUGUAUCUGCCAGAGAGUCGCUCAGUAAAAGGACAUAUAUUUAUUAUCUGAUUCUAAUCGCAUGGAUCAGCGCUAUUAGUAAUGGAGUGCUGCCCUCAAUCCAGACCUACUCAUGUCUACCUUACGGGAACAGUGCGUACCAUCUAGCAGUCACGUUAUCCAGUAUUUCCAAUCCCGUCGCUUGUUUUGUAGCCUUUUUACUCCCAGUGGCCACCACGAUUGUCAUAAAUGGCCUCACCUUGAUUGGAACAUGCCUGGCUGCGUUUAUUUUGGUGACGGCCGUCCAAAGCCCCACUCCUUUGCUGUAUGACAGUGAGGCUGGUCCAGCCGUAGUGAUUAUAGCCUGGGUCACAUUUACGGCACUUAUCUCAUAUUCCAAGGUUUCCAUAGCAACAUUCUUUAGGAAAGAAGGAAAGCAAGCUCUUCUGUGGUGUGGAGCCUUGACACAGGUGGGAUCCGUUAUUGGUGCUCUCCUCACUUAUUUAUUAGUUAAUGUGUGGACUAUUUUUGAAAGUGCUCCAGCAUGUCCUUGACCUUGAGACAGGAUAAUGUCUUAAAUAUAACAUAUCAAGCUACUAUGGUUACUAUGAUGUCAACUUCUUUAUGAUAAAUGUUCGUUUGUGCCUUUAUACAUAAAAAAUGUAUAUUACAUUAAAAUAUGAAAUUACGUAUCAUGUAAACAUUACAUUUAUGUAUGUAUUACAUCAUAUGUCAUGAAAUAAUGUAUGUAUUACAUAUAUGUACAUAAAUAUUGAUCAAGCAGAGGAUUUAAUGCAUAGCAGUUAUCUCCCUUCCUCUGUAAUUACAUCUAUGUAUAUACAUAUAUACAGUCAAACUUCGUUAACUUUAACUCGGAUAACUCAAAGACCCUGUUUAAAUCGAAGUAUUACUCCAGUCCCAGCCAAAAUUCUUAUUUUUCUUAGUAAUAAAAACUCGGAUAAGUCGAACUCGGAUAUUCCGAAAAACUUGUUAAUCCCGAAGUAAAAUGUUGGUCAUAUCUUGUUAUGAUUAUUAUUUUAAAUCAGAAAAGCGUGUUUCUGUUUAGGGAUUUUUUUAUUUAAAGAUAGAUAUACCAAUACGUCUACCUUGAAACUCGGUUAACUCGAAGACUCCGAUAACUGAAAGUUUUUUCACGAUCCCGAUGACUUCAAGUUAACGAGGUUUGACUGUACUUUUAUGGCUGGUGAACACUUUUUUAACAGAAUAAUUAAUAUUGAAGUAAAAAGGAUUUCACUGAACUCAAGGUUAAACCAAUAUUAUAUUAUUUUCAUCUCAGUUAAAUGUAAAGGUAUGAUUACUGUAAACUCAUUCAUUUUUUGGAGGAAGUUUAAGUUUCUUUUAUUUUGUUCAAAAUACUAGUCCUCAAGAAAUUCUUUAGCAACGAGUUAAUGUCCCCAUGAAAUAACAUUUUUAGAGAGAAAUAUGAAAUUGAACCCCAGAAAAAAUAUGAAUUUAUAUUAUGUAUUUUUUAUCUUAUAAAAAUUUGACCAUGUAAUAUUUCAUGUCUUGAUGCCAAAAAUCAAAAAACAUUUUCAUGAGAAACUACUGUUCUAGUUAUACUUUUUAAAACUUUUUUUGUCUCAUUAAUAAAUAUGUUAUGUAUGUAUUUGGGACCAGACUUAUACUUUGAUUUUAGAUUUUAGGAUUUCUUUCAAAGAGUGAUCUGGAUGUUGUUUUUGUGUAUGAGUGUGUUUGAAGUAUAUUUAACCAGAGAACAAUUUUUUUAUAUUUUUAUUAUAUUUAAACAGAGCAUGUAGCUGAAUUUAUUUGAUUCUCAAAUUUUAUCAAAAUGCAUUAUUAGCACACCUAGCUUUAAGGGCCAAGUGAGCUUAUGCUGUGGUGCAUUGUCUAUCGUCCAUUUGUCUGACAUCUGUUGUCCAUUGUCUAUUCAGUGUCAAAUUUUCCAUUUAAACAACUUUUUCUCAUUACUAAAGGGGCCUGGAGCCAUGAUAUUUGGCUGAUAAAAGCCUUUUGGAUGAGCCCCCACAAAGUUUCAAAAGGACUAGAAUCAAAGAAUUUGACUGGUUGAAUGUUAUGUUGAAGCCAGACAAAUUUUGUGAAAAAAUACAUUACCCUUGACUUAAUUCAAGGUCAAAGGGGUCAUAUGUAUUUGUUAAAAUCUUUAAAUGUUUAAUUUGACUGAAAGGCCAAGAAUCAUGAUAUUUGGCUGGCUUCUGAGAGCUGUAGAGCCCCACAAAGUUUAUGAAAAGAAAAUGACCAAAAUGCAUAUUCAAGGUCACAGGGGUCAAAUUUGUUUAAAUAUUCCAACAACUUCUUUUCACAAAUCAAAAGGCCUACAAUCAUAUGUGGUGAAUAAGUAGGCUCUUGGGAUAAAGCCCUACAAACUUUGCUAAAAGGAAUGACCUUGAAAGGCCUAGAAUCAAGUUAUUUUGAUUAAAUGAAAGGCAGAGAAUCAUCAUACAUGUCAAUGCCAGGUGAGCAAUGUCAGCCCAUUUGGCCUUUUGUAUACAGUAGAUUCUUGUUUGUUCAAACUGACCAUAAUCACAGAAUGAAGCGCCAAUAAUCACACAAACAUGUAUUGAAAUGUACAUUUGAUGCGAUGGACGCUGUAUGAGAUUAUCUGAAAUCCUUGUUAAAGAUGAGACAGGUUGCUUCAUUAGGUGCAGCAUUGUCAUGGUGUCCACCUAUGUAAAUUGCUUAAGGAGUGACAUGUACAGGGUUAUACGUUCAUAUUAAACAAUUUAGAUACAGAAUUCUUAUACAUUCUAAUACUGUUCAUAUAACUAGUAGUUUUAGACAUGAUUCCAAUGAUAUUUUUUUGAUUUUCGUCAAACUGAUUUUGAUUUGUUUUGAUGACCUGGUAUUGGUGAGAUAUAGGGAUGGAAAUUCACUAGUGAAAUACUAGCUCUUGACUACCAAUGUUCUGCUAUCAUUGGGGAUGGAUGUUUUGUCAAAGGACUAGCACUUGGCUGUACCAAAAAUCUGGUAUCGUCGGGAAUGGAGGUUUAUCAAAGGGCUAGCCCUUGACUACCAAUAUUGUGGUAUCGUUGGGGAUUGAGGUUUCUUCAGCUUCGCUGUACCAAAAAUCCGGUAUUGUCGGGGAUGGAGAUUUUAUCAAAGGGCUAGUCCCUGACUACCAAUAUUGUGGUAUCGUCGGGGAUGGAGAUUUAAUCAAAGGGCUAGUACUUGGCUGUGUCAAUAUUCUGGUAUUGUUAAUGUUGAGGAAGGAGGUUUUGUCAAAGGACUAGUGCUUGCAAUUGACUGUACCAAUAUUCUGGUAUUGUCGGAGAUGAAGGUUUUGUCAAAGGACUAGUGCUUGCAAUUGACUGUACCAAUAUUCUGGUCUUGUCGGAGAUGAAGGUUUUGUCAAAGAACUAGCAUUUGGCUGUACCAAUAACCUGGUAUCAUUGGUUAUGGAGAUUUUAUCAAAUGACUAGUAUUUGACUUUACAGAUGACCUGGCCCCUGUUUCAUCAACUUAAAGAAAUUCCUUACCUUUAACAGAUCUUAAAGCAUUACAGUAUUUAACGGGAAAAUCUUAGUUAUGGGACCUUAUCUAAAUUCUAUAAUGCUUUCAUUUGCUGAUAAAACUGGUCCUGGGUAUUGUUGGUGGAGCUUUUAAUUUACGAUUAAAGGGCUAUUUACUUGACGGUAUCAAUAUCAUGGUAAUUUUGAUCUGUUAUCAAAUCUGAUUGUUAAAAGUCAGCUUAUAACUGGAAUCUCUUUUUAUUAUUGUGAAGUAUUUUAUACAGGUAUUUGCUGAUUUCCAUUAGCUUUGUUUUAUUAUAAUGUACAAUUUUAUUCCGAAGUUUAUUGUUAUUUUACAUAGAUGUUUUUUCUGGUCAUGUUGAUAUUUUUUUAUGUGUUCUAGGAUGUAAGCCUAAUUACACUAAUAUUAUAAUCCAGCGGUUAGAGUGAAUGUGUACCCAUCUGUAGAUUUUCUAUCUUACUUCUUUCUGUGAUGUUUCUUAUAUUAGUCUCCAAAUGAUAUAUAUAUAUGACUUUAGCUGCGAUUAUGUAGCCUUGCCAAGAGUGUAUAUGUCAGAACGAAGACAGGAUAAGAUUAUUGGUACUAAUAUGACAUGCAAGUUAGCUUUGUAUGUACUACACUAUACACCCUGUGCAAAAUAAAAGAUAAGUUACUUUUUUGUUCUAUUUGACUUUGAAUAGUCCUUACUGUACACACUCUUCAUUUAGAAUUUGAAUCUUUUUGAUUGUGAAAAUUGCCCUAGCGCAUAUUAUUUUGAUAUCAAUUUUAUCUCGGAACUUCAAACGAAGGUAGAUUGAUCGCGGAAAUUUCCCCCGCGCGUAUUAUUUUGAUAUCAAUUUGCGUAGUCUCCAACUACAAACAAAGGUGGAUCGAUCGCGAAAAUUAUCACCACGAAUGUAAUUUACAUAUUGAAAUUGUGAAAUUAACCUCCCGCGAAAAUAACCACGUUUACAGUAUGACAUAUAAGAAAAUACGAGAGACACGUUAUAUACUAUUCAAACCAAUGAACAUAAAGCAGAUAUUAUGGAAGAGCGUGUCUGUAAUGGAAUCUGAACGUUACAACAAUCUCUGUCAUCCCUAACCAUCUGUCAUAAUAUUAAAACAAUAUGUUCAAACUCUAAGUGAAGGGUGUGUACUGUUGUAUAAUUAUAAGGUAUGCUGUGUCAUAUUAUAUUUAAUGUAAACAUUCCACUGUCAUACUGACGGGACCAUGCAUUAUAGCGUGUUAUUGGCUUUCAGUGCUCUUUUGUUUUUUGUGUUAAUUAUAUAUUUUUUGUACUGUUCAGUGUAUGGAUUCAGAGUACAAUUUAUUUUUAUUGACAAACUAGUCAUGAUAACAGUAACGUUUUGAUUUUCUGUCCUGCAGGUAGGGCGUAAGAAUUGUACCUGCUGUCCCCAUUGCAUGAUUUGUGAGAGGCGACUAAAUUUGUUUUUACCUGUAUUUGUGAACUAGUCAAAAUAACAACAACAUGAUGCUGUUGAUAUCUUUUAAAAAAAGAUCUAGGAUUGAAUAAAAUUAUAUACACAGUUUCACAUGUCGUACGGAUAGAUCAGUUUAAGUAAUUAUCCCCUCCUUUGCUUCAAUGGGAUCUGUCAAUCCAUGUGUCUGUGCAUCCAAUAUUUUAUGAGCUGCACUGGUAUACCUUGAGCACCGUUAAUGAUCAACUGCUCUCCACAAAAAUGUGCUCAUCAGGCAACCACAUUUGUAUUUUAUUUGUUAAGACUUCAAUUUUGAUGUUUCACACCUGAAGUACAGAUAAGUCAGCCUGAGUAUAAUUAUUCCCUCCUUUUGGGGGGUGUUACAAUCUGUCAAUCCAUGUAACUGUUAGUUCGAUAUUUUACUAGCUUCAUUUUGAAAACCGUUCAGUUGAUCUCUACAAAACUUUGUUAGCACAACAGGCAAGCGCCUAAACGCCGUACUUUUGUAUUUUAUUUGUUAAGAUUUCAUUUUGAUCUUUUGUCUGUUAACAUGUCACCUAUUCAUAAAAACUUAAGGACACUUUGACAUUAAAGUCCCAUUUGUCGAUUUUGCAAAUGGUGGUCUCUAUUUUAUUUGAAAGGUUCUACCAACUACAUGUCUAAUCAUUAUAUUGCCUAACCAUAUUGUUACGAUGCAUUGUAAUCAACUAAGAUUGACUAUAGAAAGCUGGAAAAAAUGGAUUUGAUUUUCAAAAUUCUCCAGUUUUGGGAACAAACGUAUGCACUGCAUGGGCAUCCCAUCAUUAAAUGUUACAGGAUACAUGUUAUUGGUAUCAAACAUCUUAUUGAAAUAUGUUGAAAAGAGACGGACAUUUUAUUAAUUUACAUAAAAGGUAGAAUUACAUUGAAAAGAACAAUGCUGAGUUUCCAAAGGCAUGUGGUUAACGGAAUUUCGUCGGAUAUCCAUGGUCGAUUAUGAUACACUAUGCUAAUUUAAUAACAUAUAUAUACAUGUAUAAGGAAGCGUGUAGUUGCAAUAGACCGUGGGUAUCUGACGAUGAACGAAUAUGUGAUGUUUGCAAUAUAUUUCACUUUUGUCGUGUAGGGUUUGCUGAGGAAGUGUUGACAGUAGUAAAACUUGAAAUAAUAAAACAGAAUAUA